Molecule: messenger RNA, 2040 nt
Organism: Oppia nitens
Lineage: Eukaryota; Metazoa; Arthropoda; Arachnida; Sarcoptiformes; Oppiidae
Gene: tobi
Product: myogenesis-regulating glycosidase-like
Exons: 2
Coding region: 77-2020 (647 amino acids)
Biological process (GO): carbohydrate metabolic process
Molecular function (GO): hydrolase activity, hydrolyzing O-glycosyl compounds
Source: RefSeq, a predicted model, not a curated record
UUUUAUAAUAAUUUGUUUGAACACUUGUUUUAACUAAAUAACUGUUGAAAUAAUAAAAAUAAUUAAAUUUAAAAAAAUGUUUCAUAAAUUUUUAUUGAUUUUACUUUUUACGCAUAACUUACUGUUAGAUCAAUCGGUGGUCAACAGUCUGACGUUCGGUAAUCUCACUAUUAAUGACCAGAAAUCGGGAAACGAUAUCGAGUUGCGGUCGAAUCACGCGAAAAAAGUGGACACUUUGGUUACCAGUUUUCUGAACGCCAACAUUUCAGGAGUACAGAAAAGUAGCGCCAAAUCGGCAAAAAUUGCGUUUUCGCGCGACCCGAGCGGUCAAAAUACAUUUGCCAUCGUUCAGGAAGUGGUUAACGACCAGAAGAUAUCUCAUUAUACUAUACAAUGGAUUAAUCCGACGCCUAAUGAAGAAUAUUGCAUACAUUUGUCUGACCAGCACUGGUAUACAACUUAUGAAGAGAAUGUCCAGCGCUGGCCAAUUGACCAGACGGUCCACUUUAAAUCGGCCGAACCGUUCUCAACCAAUGACCAGUUUCACAAUCCAAUUGGCGGUAUUCUUGAAUACCUGUUCAUCGGCUCCAAUGGUUUUGCUCUAUUCGUCGAAUAUACGGCACCAUUGUUUGUCCGACGGGACAGCAAUAACGGCAAACCAUUGUUUUGUUUCUCCGGCGACUACAAUAAGGGUCCCUAUAUUCACGCCAUUGAGAAAAGUCGUGUCAAACUGACGUUUCAUUUGGUGUCGGCCGACAACAUAAUGACUGUCUAUAGAUAUGCGACCGACAAAUGGAUUCAGAAACCGGUCGGUUAUCCCGACGAACGCAUGAUUACUUACCCGAUAUGGUCAACGUGGGCUAAAUAUCACGCAGACAUAACUCAAGACAAAGUGUUAGAGUUUGCCAAAGAGAUAAAAUCUCACGGCUUCUCCGGCAGUCAGAUAGAAAUCGACGACAAAUGGGAAGCAAAAUACGGCGACUUUACGUUUGAUACGAAAAAGUUUGUGAAUCCAAAACAAAUGGUCGACCACUUGCACGCCGAAGGAUUUCGUAGCACUUUAUGGGUCUAUCCGUUUGUCAAUACCGACAGUCAAGUCUUCAAAACAGGUGAAAAAUAUUUUAUAAAAUCUCAAAACGGGUCGGUAUUAGUGCAGGACUGGUGGGACGGUAAGGCAGCACACGUCGACUUUACCGACUACGACGCCCAACAAUGGUAUGUUCAACGGGUUAAGCAAAUCCGUGAAACCACUGGAAUUGACUCAUUUAAGUUUGACGCGGGAGAGCUCGGGUGGGUUGGAAAAGACUUUAAGCUAAGCAACGAAUGCAUACAACAAACACCCGUCCAAUUGACCGGUUUUUAUGCUGAAACCGUCUCUGAGUUGGGAAAUAUGAUCGAAACUAGAGUUGGCUAUAAAACACAGCACUUACCGUUUUUUGUCCGAAUGCUCGACAAACUGUCCGUUUGGGACUACAAUGGCGGACUACAGACACUAAUCCCGACAGCUCUUAUGAUGUCAAUCGGUGGCUACUCUUUCGUGUUGCCCGAUAUGAUCGGCGGCAACGCCUACGGAAACUUUCCUUCUAAAGAGCUGUACAUCCGAUGGCUUCAAGUAAACGCAUUGAUGCCAACCCUGCAGUUCUCGAUCACGCCCUGGGAUUUCAAAGAAUCUUCCGACGAAGUCAUAGCUAUAACCAAAGCAAUGCUCAAACUUCACGAACAGUAUUCACCACUAAUCAUAUCGUUGGCCAAAAAUGCCGUCAAAACAGGCGAACCUAUACUGCGACCGCUUUGGUGGGUGACUCCUGAAGACACCAACACUUUUGCUAUCGACGAUGAGUUCUUAGUCGGUAAUGAUCUGUUGGUAGCGCCGGUAACCCAUGAAAAAGCCAGACAACGCAAUAUAUAUCUACCGGAAGGCCAAUGGAAAGACCACAGAGGGGUUGUCCAUAAAGGCGGUCAAACUUUACGAGACUUCAAAGCAGACUUAAAUGAAUUGCCAUAUUUUAAUAGAGUUUAAUACAAUUCAAUGAGUUUUGU